Molecule: messenger RNA, 5848 nt
Organism: Leptonychotes weddellii (Weddell seal)
Lineage: Eukaryota; Metazoa; Chordata; Mammalia; Carnivora; Phocidae
Source: RefSeq, a predicted model, not a curated record
GACUGCCCGGUUCUGCGCAGGCCUGUUUCUGCGCAUGCCUGGUCCCACCUCCUGUCUCCGUGCACUUCCGUCUUCCCCCCACACCCCGUUUUCUUCAGUUCUCGCGUGGGAGGCUAUUCUCGGGCCGCUUAUGCUCUGCGCUUUUCUGGGGCCGGUGCUUCACGACGACGGAGCGACAGCACGUCUUCAGAGUUGUCUACAUUUUUCCAAGACAGCAGAAAAUGAACAAAUCCCAGAUUGAACAGAAAUUCCAGGGAUCAGUAUCAUUUAAGGAUGUGACUGUGGACUUCACCCAGGAAGAGUGGCAGCACCUGGACCCAGCUCAGAGGUCCUUGUAUAGAGAUGUGAUGCUGGAGAACUACAGUAACCUUGUCUCACUGGGGUAUUGUGUUACCAAACCAGAGGUGAUCUUCAGGCUAGAGCAAGGAGAGGAGCCAUGGAUAUUGGAGGAAGAAUUCCCAAGCCAGAGCUUCCCAGAAAUCUGGAAAACUGAUCACAAGAAAGAAAGGAGCCACGAAAACCAGCCUAAACAUGUGUGGCAAGUUGCAUUCAUCAAUAAUAAAAUGCUAACUAAAGAACAAGGCAACGUAGUAGGAAAACCACAUAACUUGGACACAAACUCUUUUCCUUCCAGAAAAACCCUCUGUCAGUGUGACUCAUGUGGAGUGAGUUUCAACUGUAUUUCAGAAUUGUUUAUCAAUAAGAAAAACUAUUUAGGAAAAAAGACUGAUGAAUUUAAUGCCUGUGGAAAAUUGCUACUCAGUAUUAAACACGAGAAAACUCAUACUAGAGAGAAAAGUGAAUUUUUUAAAAAUGGGAAAACUUUCAGUCAUGAUGAGGACCCUAUUCAUCAUGAGAAGAUUCAAACUUUAGAGCAAAAUUUUGAUCAUAACAUUUAUCAAGAAACCUUCCUUGAAAAGGCAAUAUUCAGUACAUACAGGAAAGAGAUUGCAGAAGGGAAUGACUGUGAAUGUAAUGAAUAUGGGAGAACCUUCUUUGAUAAUUCCUCCUUCUUAUUCCACCAGAUAAAUUCCUCAAAGGAAAAUCACUAUGGAUUUAGUGGUUGUGGAAAAUCCUUAUGUGUGAAGUCUACCCUUUUGAAACAUCAUGGGGCACAUAUGAAACACUAUGACUGUAAUGAAAGUGGGAAUAAUUUCAGGAGGAAUUUAUGCCUUUCACAACUUCAGAAAACUCAUAAAGGAGAAAAACACUUUGAAUGUAAUGAAUGUGGGAGAGCGUUUUGGGAGAAGUCCCACCUCACUCGACAUCAGAGGAUACACACAGGAGAGAAACGCUUUCAGUGUAAUGAAUGUGGAAAAACUUUCUGGGAGAAGUCAAACCUCACUAAACAUCAGAGGUCACACACAGGGGAGAAACCCUAUGUGUGCAGUGAAUGUGGGAAAGCCUUCAGCCACAAGUCAGCCCUCACGUUACACCAGAGAACACAUACGGGGGAGAAACCUUAUCAGUGUAAUGCAUGUGGGAAAACUUUUUACCAGAAGUCAGACCUCACUAAACACCAGAGAACACACACAGGGCUGAAACCCUAUGAAUGCUAUGAAUGUGGGAAAUCCUUCUGUAUGAAUUCACACCUUACAGUGCAUCAGAGAACUCAUACAGGUGAGAAACCCUUUGAAUGUCCUGACUGUGGGAAAUCUUUCUGUCAGAAGUCACAUCUUACACAACAUCAGAGAACUCACAUAGGAGAUAAACCCUACGAAUGUAAUGCCUGUGGGAAAACUUUCUACCACAAGUCAGUACUCACUAGGCAUCAGAUCAUUCAUACAGGGUUGAAACCUUAUGAAUGCUAUGAAUGUGGGAAAACCUUUUGCUUGAAGUCUGACCUCACAGUACAUCAGAGAACUCACACAGGGGAGAAGCCCUUUGCAUGUCCUGAAUGUGGGAAAUUCUUCAGCCAUAAGUCUACCCUCUCUCAACAUUAUAGGACACAUACAGGGGAGAAGCCCUUUGAAUGUCACGAAUGUGGGAAAAUCUUCUAUAAUAAAUCAUACCUAACUAAACAUAAUAGAACACACACAGGGGAGAAACCCUAUGAAUGUAACGAAUGUGGGAAAACCUUCUGCCAGAAGUCUCAGCUCACUCAGCACCAGAGAAUUCACAUAGGUGAGAAACCCUAUGAGUGUAAUGAAUGUGGAAAGGCUUUCUGUCAUAAGUCAGCCUUAAUUGUCCACCAGAGAACUCAUACAGAAGAAAAGCCCUAUAAAUGUAGUGAAUGUGGAAAAUCUUUCUGUGUGAAGUCAGGACUUAUUUUACAUCAGAGAAAACACACAGGGGAGAAACCCUAUGAAUGUAAUGAAUGUGGAAAAUCCUUCAGUCACAAAUCAUCCCUCACAGUGCAUCACAGGGCUCACACAGGAGAGAAAUCUUGUCAAUGUAAUGAAUGUGGGAAAAUUUUUUACCGUAAAUCAGACCUUGCUAAACAUCAGAGAUCACACACGGGGGAGAAGCCCUAUGAAUGUAACACAUGUGGAAAAACCUUCUCUCAGAAGUCAAACCUCAUUGUACAUCAGAGAACACACGCAGGAGAAAACGUAACGAUUGAAGUGGAUGUUAGGAAUGUCGAGCUGCAGUUCAGCACCCAUUACACAAGAAUUCACACUGGCGGAAGCUCUGUUGACAGGAUAUCCUGAAUGUUCGGGAAUCUUCCUCCACACAAACUGGCCUUAUUUUACUCCAGAGUAGACUGCAACAAAUGCAGGACAGUCUUGUUAAGUAACAUUCCAUUGAAUGUCACCAAGCAAAUACUGGUAUAAAAUAUUGCAGAUUUUUUAUUUUGUAAAAACAAUUUUUUUUUUUUUAGCAAAAAUACAAGCUAGGUUAUGUCAGAAUUUAUAUUAAAGAGAAACCUUUCAAUUUGAGGUAUAUAACUUGAAGAUUAUUUUUAGAAGUAAUAUAUUAGAAGUCGUGUUUUCGGUUUUCAUGCCAUAUUUAUCUUUAGGAAACAUAAAAAAUUAUAAUUUAUAAAUGUAUAUUGUGCCAUGGGAAGCUUUAAAAACAAAAAAAAAAAAAAAUAGUAAAAUGAAAAAAUAGACUUAUAAUAGGUUGCAGUCAUACAUAGAAUUCUCACUUGCCCUCCACCAACCUUCUUUAAUGCUAUCUUCCACAACCACGGUAUACUGUCAAGCACAGGAAGUUGAUGGUACUACAGUACUAAGUCACAUACAGUCCUUAUUUCUACUUCUACUUCAACAGUUUUUACAAGCACUUUGUGUACAGUGUAGUUCUGUGAAAUUUUAUCACUUAAUAGUUUGAGUAACCAUCAACACAGGUUACAAAAUCAAAAAGGUAUCUGGAGUCUCUGUUGCAUUAGGAUUACAAAGGAAUCAGGAUUUCAUCACGAGAAGUUCCCUUGUGUUAAUCAUACCGUUUCUGCAGCCCUCAUCCUGGCAAUCGUGAAUAUGAAGCUUUUUAAAAGCAGAGAUAAAUUGAAUAAUUAGGGUCACAGCCUUAAAUGCUUAUGUGAGGUGUCCCUUAAGUUUACAGGACUUAGGUAACCACAUAUCAUUCCUUAUAUAAACCAUAUGUGCUUCAUGGGCAUAAUGCAACUUAAUAUAGUUGUGAACAGAGAACAGACACUCCUAAUUUAGCAGUUGUUACCGUAUCAGGCACAUCUCUCAUAUGUGUAAGGGCUGAGCAGCCUUACAUUGUAAAAGGAGGCCCAGAGAGGUAAUACAUAACCAUUUAGAAUGUAUAAAUCAAAAUAACAAAGUAGCAAAUAGAAUGUGUUCAGUACAGAGGGAUAUCUAGUCCCUAGUCUCAUUUUCCCCAUUCACCCAUGGUUCAUGUCAAGCCAGGAGAUGCCUUGAGUGUACAUGUGUGAGUCCUCUAGUCCUCAGCCUACAUUUUGUACAAACCCUCUGUAAGUAACUGCCCUCUAAGGCAGAGGCCAGUAUACCCAGAGACAGAUCUGUGCCCUUGGAGAUUUUUGACUCUGUGAGGAGAAGGUGGGUUGAGACUGGAGCAGAGCCAGAGUGAAGCUAGAGUGGGGCUUUUAUUGAGAGACAGGGUAUAAAAUGGUGGUAUACUAGAUUACACCAUCAGUCAGAUUACAUAAACCAGGUUACACAAACAAAUGAUCUUAACUUGCACAAAGAGUCUAAGCUUCCAUCUUAGGAAACUAGGAUAAGGAACUGAUUAAAUCCGGAGUAAGUGAAACAAAAGAAAUAAUAAUUAGAGCAGAAAUCAGUGAAAUCAGAAACAAAAUAGAGGAAAUCAGUAAAACCAAAAGUUAGCUAUUUGGAAAGGUCAAACUGAUAAACCUUUAGCUAAAUUAACUAAGAAAAAGAGAAGAUACAAGGUGCUAAUACCAGAAAUGAAAGAAAGUCAUAACUGAUUUCAUGGACAUUAAAAGGAUAAUAAUACUGUGCAUGACUCUGUGUCCACAAAUUUCAUAACCUAGAUGAAAUGGACCAAUUCCUUGAAAGACACAAUCUGCCAAAACUCACAGAAAGAUCUGACUAGGCAUAUAGCUGUUAAAGAAAUUGAGUUAAUACUUAAUCUUCCAAAUCAGAGAGUGUCAGGCCCAAAUGUGUUCACUGGUGAAUUCUACCAAACACUUCAGGAAGAAAUACCAGUUCUCUACAAUCUCUUCCAAAAAGUAAGAGCAGAAGAAAUACUUCCUAACUCAUUCUGUGAGGCCAGCAUUGCUGUAGUAGCAAAACCAGGCAGACAUUACAAGAAAGGGAAACUGCAGACAGAACUCUGUCUUGGAACAUAGAUGCAGAAAUCCUCAAGUCAUAAGCAAACUGAAUCCAACAGUAUAUAACUUCACACCAUGACCAAGUGGGGUUUAUUCCAGGUAUGCAGUCCUGGUUCAACAUUUGAUAAUCAGUUCACAUAACCCAUCACAUCAACAGGCAAAAGGAAAAUAGUCAUAUGAUCAUACCAAUAGGUGCAGAAAAGCAUUUCACAAAAUCUUAACCCAUAUUCACAAUAAGAAGUCUCAGCAUACUAGGAAUACGGGGAACUUCUUCAACUUGUUAAAGCACAUCUACAACAGCCCUAUCACUAACAUCAUACUUAAUGGUGAGAAACUAGAUGCUUUCCCAGUUAAGGAGGAAGGAGGCCCCUUUGACCACUCUUUUUUAGCCUCCUUCUGGAAGUCAUCGCUAACACAGUAUGACAAGUGAAGGAAAUAACCUUGGAUUUAGAAGGAGGAGAUAAAACUGUCUAUAUUCACACAUAACAUGAUUCUCUAGGUAGAAAAAUUGGAGGAGUCAACAAUAGAAUACCUUGACACUGAUAAGCAAUUAUAACAAGGUUACAAGGUACAAUGAUUGAGUGGGUGGUAAAAAGAAGUGAGCUCUCAAGUAUCAGAAGACAUGGAGGAACCUUACUUGCAUAUUGCUGAAUGAAAAAAGCCAAUCUGAAAAGGCUUUACAUUUUGGUUUCCAUCUAUAAUGCAUUCUGAUAACAGCACAAGUAUAUGGAAACAGUAAAAAGAUCAGUGGUUGCCACGGGUUUGGGACAAGGCAGGGAAGGACAAAUAGGUGGAUUGUAGAGGAUUUUUAGGACAGUGAAACGAUUCUGUAGGAUAUUAUAAUGGUAGAUACAUGUCAUUCAUUUGUCAAAGCCCAUAAAGUGUAAAACACAAAGGGUAAACCCUAAGGUAAACUGUGGACUUUAGUUAGUCAUAAUGUAUCAGUAUUAGCUCAUCAGUUGUAACAAACGUACCACACUAAUGCAAGAUAGGAAUAACGGAACUUAGAAGUGAAGGGGUAUAUAGGAACUCUACUUUCUGCUCAAUUUUUCUGUAACCCUAAAACUACUCUAAAAAAUAAAGUGUAUUAAAUAAACAACCCUGCCUGCAUAUAGCAAUGUAGGUGAA